AUGCGCUCCUCCAUUGCCGUCGCUGCCGGCCUCGCUGCCGUGGCAUCUGCCGGAACCACCACCAUCACCGACACUGUCGAUGUGACCAUCACCUCGUGCGAGCCCACCGUCACCAACUGCCCCUACAAGGGCGGCUCUGACCCAACCUGGGGCGACUGGAGCAGCGUCACUGCCUCGACCACCUCCAGCGUUCCCGUUGGCCCUGCUUCCAAGCCCACUGGUGGUGCCUCUUGGGAUCCGUCUGGCACCUGGGCCGACUGGUCCAGCGCCAGCAGCUCCUCGAGCACCCCGGUUGGCCCUGCUUCCAAGCCCACUGGCGGUGCUUCCUGGGACCCGUCUGGCACCUGGGCCGACUGGUCCAGCGCUACCACGACCACCCCGGUGACUCCUGUGUCCGCAACCACCACCGCUCCUUGCGGCAGCUACACCGCUACCACUCCCCCGGCCUGGUUCUCUCUCCUGCCAACUGACCAGCUCAGCUCCAUCCAAGCUCAGUGGACUGGUGCUCCUCCCUCGGACUGGUGCUACUGGACUUACAGCACUGGCUCCCUCACGACGACCGCCACUCCUGUUGCGGCCACCAGCACUUGGCCCGCUGGCUCUCCCAGCGGCGGUUGGUCUUCCCCCGUUGCCGCCGCCUCCACUGGCACUGGUGCUUGGUCUUCUCCCGUUGCUGCUGCUUCGACUGGCGUCUGGUCCUACUCCGGAUCUGCCACCCCCGUCCAACCUGCCGUCGCUACUUUCACUGGUGCUGCCAAUGCCAACACAGGAUCUUUCGCCCUUGCAGGUCUCGCUGCUGCCGCCGUUUUGGUUAUGGCAUAA
Fonsecaea multimorphosa CBS 102226 is the source of this 822-nucleotide messenger RNA. RefSeq lists its product as uncharacterized. The record is from RefSeq and is a predicted model, not a curated record. NCBI's taxonomy places the organism in Eukaryota, Fungi, Ascomycota, Eurotiomycetes, Chaetothyriales, Herpotrichiellaceae. The transcript is spliced from 2 exons. Bases 1 to 822 code for a protein of 273 amino acids.